AUGGAUCCAAUUCUAGAAAAUGAAUCUGCGACGACCGAAUCACCGACCAAACAUGGCAAGGCGAAACAUAAGAACAAAAAGAAGAAGCAUUCGGAAGCGCAAAAUCAAACCGUAGUUGGUGAGCGAAAGAGAUUUGUUGUUACCACAUUACCCAAUACAGAAGAAAAAGUUCCUUCUAGAGUAGCUGAUAGUAAUGUACAUACGGUCCAUUUUGGCACGCGAGGUGUCGAGUCACAAAGGCCCCAUGUAAGGUCAAUAUUUAAAGAAAGGCCUGCCGAUACGUCCCGGGCAUCUAGUGCGGAGCGCCAGUCAGCACCCGAGAAAGGAUAUGAAACUUUUCAUGGCACGUCGUCUAGUCCACGGAGCUCUAUUUUUGAUAUAUUUCGUUUAAGAAGAAAAAGUGAUGCUAAGAAAUAUCCGCCGAAACAAGCCAAAACGACGGAAAGCCAAGAAGCCCCUGAAAGUCAAGAUGACCAGCAAUAUGCUGACAAUAAAGAUUCCCACAAGAAGUAUUACCACACAGUUACUGGAGCUUCAUCUCGCAAGUACAGUCCCAUUACGAGGGUAAUGGAUAUUUUCCGCAGCAAGCCUCACGCAGAAAGUAGCCAGUCUCCUGCAGAUCCAGUCAAGAAGAAAAGCAACAAACAAGUUCGUCGGUCUUCUAUUGAGACGACUUCACCUACUUAUCAUAAAAAUUCAUACGCUUCUUUAGAUCCAUCGCAAGCAAAGCAAAUGUUUAGGGAAGUACGAGGCCUACCUAAAUAUGAUCCUUAUUUAUCUAUCGUCCAAAUAUCCAUAGGUGGUAGGGAUAAAACUAGGCUCUUACUGAAUUUUUUUAAGUAUCAUAAAUGUUAUGAAAUUUUACCAAAGUCUGCGAAAGUCAUUAUAUUUGAUACACAAUUUUUUGUCAGAAAGACUUUUCCCACACUUAUAUCACAUGGUAUUCGCUCUGCACCGCUUUGGGAUGCUAACAAAAAGCUUCUUGUUGGUAUGAUAACAGUGACAGAUUUUAUAAGGAUUCUUCUUUAUCUCGAUAAAGAAAAUUUAUCAGUUGAAGAUUUAGAACGCCAUACUCUUCAUACAUGGAGAAAAUUGCUACGAUCAACGCGCAAGCCUUUGUGUAGUGUUGGGCCUGACCAGUCACUCCACGACGCCAUUAAUUUACUUCACAAGAACCGUGUCCACCGCUUGUUAAUGAUUGAUCCUUUCAAUGGAGAUGUUCUUUACAUUUUGUCACAUAAGAGAAUAUUAAGGUUUUUGUUUGUGUAUCUUAAUGAAUUUCCAGAAUUAACCUUCUUCCAUAAGACCCUAACCGAGUUAAAAAUUGGAACAUUUGAAGAUAUCGUGUCUGUUACUGACGAAACAAGUAUUAAGACGGCAUUUCAAUUGUUGUUAGAGAAAGAUGUUUCGGCUUUACCGAUAUUAGACGACAACGGUACGCUUAUUGAUGUUUAUGCAAAAUAUGAAGUGUUAAAUCUAGUGAGUGAAAAAUUAUAUUCGAAUUUGUCGUUGACCAUAGGUGAAGUAAGAAAUAAAAAGAAAGACUGGGAAGAGAAGUUACAAAAAUGUCGUUCAAGUAUUACUUUAUAUGAGGCCUUAGAAGUUAUAGUUAGAACUGAGAGUCAUCGAUUAUUGUUAGUAAAUAAAGAAGAUAAACUAGUAGGAAUUGUUUCACUGUCAGACAUAUUAGUAUAUUUAAAUAGAAUAAUUCCCACAGAGAAGAAAGUUUCUUCGCUACAAGAAAUAUUUAGGCCACUCGAAGAGAAUAAAGUAGCAGAGUCACCCAAAGAAACUGAAAAUGAGAUUAUAACAAUCGAAGUUCCAACGCUAGCACAAAAUGUACCUGAAAUUGAGGAAGGAGCUUCUGCAUUGCACGAGUCCAAUGCUACUGCUAAGGAAGAAACAACGAACGAAGCCGAGCCGAAGGAGGGCGAGGUUAGCUCGGAGGCAGAUGCAAAUAUUAAUACUUUACCAAGUAGUAACAAAUCGCACUUAGACCUUGCCAUAGAUCCGACUAUGACUACCAUCGAAGAGUCUAGUGCUAACGAAUAA
Messenger RNA from Spodoptera littoralis (African cotton leafworm), 2052 nucleotides. The record is from the annotation of a GenBank genome assembly. NCBI's taxonomy places the organism in Eukaryota, Metazoa, Arthropoda, Insecta, Lepidoptera, Noctuidae.